This is a messenger RNA of Chenopodium quinoa (quinoa), 1587 nucleotides long. RefSeq lists its product as uncharacterized. The transcript has 2 exons. The record is from RefSeq and is a predicted model, not a curated record. Bases 587 to 1078 code for a protein of 163 amino acids. Lineage: Eukaryota; Viridiplantae; Streptophyta; Magnoliopsida; Caryophyllales; Amaranthaceae.
CCUUGUAGAAGACCAUCUCUAAUUUGAGCAACAAGCCAGCAACAUCCUUAAUAGCAUCAGGACCAUGAGGGAUGAACACGGCGGAGGAUUUCGAGGAAGCCUCGAUUUCCUUUAUCGUAGAGGUGUCAAAAGUACACCCGACCCGACCCGAUCUGAAACCAACCUGAAAAAAUAUCCGAUUCAAAUUUAAACUCGCGUGGAUACAAUAAUUUUGUAUGACUUAACUUUAAAAAUUGAUCCAACCCGACCCGACCCGACCAUAUCAGACUCGAUCCGAACAUCUGAAUUGACACCUCUAUUUCAUCGUGUCUACAAUAGUAACGCGGAUGACCCGUGCACCCGUCUAACCCUCCAACGUUAAUCCGCAAUGUCAACUCCUCCACGGCCCACGUUUAUCAAACCUUCCCUCCAAAACCAAUCAAUCCAAAAAACAUUCAAACAUUUCAAAAAAAUAUGCCAUCUUUCUCAUUUCAAUUUCUUUCCAUAACUCAACGUUACACAAUCUCUUCCUAUCCUUCAAUUAUUACAACAACAUUAAUUCAUUCCUUAAUUCAAAUUCAAUUCAACCUCAUUUUCGCUUCAAUUCAUGGAAGCCGCCAAAGCUAAAACAGAGGCGGCUUUCAAGCCGGCUCAUUUGGUAACUUUUUCUCCAACACCCUCUUCAAAACUCAACAAUCGGCGUCUCUCAAGCCAAUUCUCCAAGCCGAGUAGCCCAAUUCGAGCUGGCGCAACAAAGAAGAAGACUUUGGCUUGGAUUUCUCUCCAAGGUCGGCUCGUUGGAGCCGAUGAAGCUACCUCGGCUCAAGCCAUUGACGGCGGCUUAAGCCAAGAGGAAGCCGUGGGGUGGGAACUCUUUAGCCGUAUUCAUCGUGUUCUUAUUGUUGCUGUUGCUGCUGCUAAAUGUGAGAAGAAUCGCCAGAUUUUCCAACUCAGAAAAUGUGUUCAACUCAGGGAUGAUAUAUUGAUGAGAAUGCAGCAAAAGCUGGAUGAAUUGUGUGAUCAAAUGAAUACUAUGAAAGAUCAACCUCAACUAAUAGUUGAUUCUUCAGCAUCCAAGAUAAUGGAUUUUUCGUCUUGAAGAUCAUCUUUGGCUAGCAAAUCUGACUCUAUGUGCACAGACUGCUGGUUCUAUGAUCAACACUGAGCUGAGUUGAAUGAUGUUUUAGUGAAACUCUAUUAUUUGCCUGUUUUGUUACAAAGUACUUCCUAGUGGUAGUUCAUUGCAUGCACUAUACACACACGAACAAAGAAAAAGAUAGGUUAAGGAAACAGAAUUUUGUGUUCCUCAGACUUGUUAGAAGCUGAAUUUGACAUGCUUGUAAUGUCCCAGGGAAACUCACUGGUGAAAGCUGCUAGUGGUGACGAGAUGUUUAAAAAUAGACUGUCCAUUUCUAAUGAAGCAGAACAGGAGGAAUGUCGUAUGUCAGAUUUGUCUGAUUGGGCUUCAAGUGUCACUUCAGUGGCAGAUUUACUAGUAAUGAAAUAACCAUGGUUUUUGUAGUUUCUAUGUAUGAUGUAUAUGCAUCUGUUUUUGAGCAAAGGAUUACUUAUUUUUGCCUUUUGAGCAAAACUUACACUGGAUGUCGA